This is a messenger RNA of Westerdykella ornata, 948 nucleotides long. RefSeq lists its product as uncharacterized. The transcript is spliced from 2 exons. The record is from RefSeq and is a predicted model, not a curated record. The coding region runs from base 219 to 695 and encodes 158 amino acids. Lineage: Eukaryota; Fungi; Ascomycota; Dothideomycetes; Pleosporales; Sporormiaceae.
CAGUUCGCAGCCUCAGCGUGGCAGUGUGCUCUUCAGCUAAAGCUAGAGAUGGCUAUCUCAUAGGACCGACAGCGGCUGGGAUAUCUCCUUCUAGAUGUUCAGACGACGUUCCAUGGGGUCAUUGUAACCCAAGACUGGAUUCGCCCUGUCAGCACCGCACCUGGCCAUCGCCUCCACCUCUGGACAAUGGCCUCGUGGCGCCAGCAGGGAUCCAUUGGAUGCUGCCGAACGUUAUAUCAUGGACAGGUCGGCGGUCCUUGCCGGCCACUGGAGCAACUUUGUAUCACUCUGCGUCGCCGCCCUCCUUUCACUGGCUCUCUGCGGCACCAAACGUAUCCUUCACUGCACGACGCAUUCCGUCCCGCCAACUCACUGUACUCUGCCACUACUGCGUCCUUGUGGUCUGCUUCGCACAGCGUUGUGUCAGCAUCCGAGCGUUCCGCCGUCCAUACAUAGAGGAACGCAUUCCUCACUCCUGUCGAGUGGCACCUCCAACUCCAAAGUCAUCCUGCAGGACGUCCAAAUCAACCCCUACUCUUCGCUCCAGGCGAUCUCAUAGCCGCAGCCUAUUGAUGUCGGUUGAUCUCCGUCAAGCCUUCACUUCGCUACGCUUCCCAUCUCGGGUCGAAUCCGUCUCGAGAACCCAGUUAUCUAGAGUCCAUACAGGGGACAGUAAUCGUCCCGCUGAAACGUAGACCUGCUGGAAAAGGUAUACCAGGCCUGCAACUGACUGCUUUGGCUCUCACUCUGUUGUGGCCGUAUCUUCACCUAGAACUAACCGAUGAAACAGUUUUGUGCUUGAACUAGGACUGACACCUUCAAUCCCAGUUUUAGUGACACAGAACCACGGCCACUGCGCCUGUAUUCGGACGAAGCUAUCACGCUGGCUUGUUAUACGGCUGUUCCCAUUACCAAAAGAAGCGGCAGAUCGCACUUGAACACUAGUAG